UCCUCCGAUCUAGAUCAUGCCACACGUUGACAUGCUGUACCAGCAGCUGCAGAAGAAGGACACUGAUGCAGUCUUCAUCAAGCGUGCCCUCCAGACCUUCACAAGCAGUGUGCAGGCAAUAAGAGACUCCUCUCAACAGCAGCAGGAACUAGCGACAGGAACCACAAGACCGAGGAGGGCCUUGGGAGAAGAGGAGAAGCAAAAGCUGUCAAGGGAGUUCUGCAACACAAUCCUGGCUCACGCCAGACAAAGGUUCUCCUUCGCUGACCACCUUGUGAGUGCCACACUGCUACAGGCAGAGAUGUUUGAGCAGCACUGCCAUACAUUUCCUGUCGAGGCUCUGAAUGCCACUGUGAGGGCAUAUCCCAUGCUGAACACGGCAAAGCUCAGGACAGAACUGUCUCUCAUCUAUGAGAAUCCAGAGUUCAAGGGCUGCUGUGGCGCUCUGGCACUGUACCAGGUUCUGCAGAGAUACAACCUCCAAGAGACAUUUUCUGAGACUGUGGCUCUGUUGAACAUUCUCAUAACCACUCCCAUGACAACGGCUGAGGCUGAGCGGUGUUUCUCAACACUGAAGAGAAUCAAGAUGUUCCUGCACAAUGCAAUGGGCCAGGAAUGUCUGAAUGCACUGGCCAGGCUCUCCAUGGACAGGGAGCUUGUCAGGAACAUGCCUGAUUUCAAUGAGAGGGUUAUUGAUCACUUUGCUGCUCUGAAAGAGAGAUGA
Molecule: messenger RNA, 724 nt
Organism: Sphaeramia orbicularis (orbiculate cardinalfish)
Lineage: Eukaryota; Metazoa; Chordata; Actinopteri; Kurtiformes; Apogonidae
Exons: 3
Coding region: 17-724 (235 amino acids)
Molecular function (GO): protein dimerization activity
Source: RefSeq, a predicted model, not a curated record